This is a messenger RNA of Ananas comosus (pineapple), 2284 nucleotides long. RefSeq names its product putative wall-associated receptor kinase-like 16. The coding region runs from base 1 to 2271 and encodes 756 amino acids. Gene Ontology annotation, biological process: cell surface receptor signaling pathway; protein phosphorylation. Lineage: Eukaryota; Viridiplantae; Streptophyta; Magnoliopsida; Poales; Bromeliaceae. Gene Ontology annotation, cellular component: plasma membrane. The transcript is spliced from 3 exons. The record is from RefSeq and is a predicted model, not a curated record. Gene Ontology annotation, molecular function: calcium ion binding; ATP binding; protein serine/threonine kinase activity.
AUGGUGAAAAACAAGAAAAAGCAAACUAAAAGAACUAUGGAGUGUAAAGAAAACUCUAUCCCCACCGGAAUAGUCUUUCUGUGGGGACUACUUGUGCUUCUGCUCCUGGCAUUGCAGCUCACAUCUGCAUCAGUCGCAUUGCCGGGAUGCCUGGAACGAUGCGGCGACGUCGAGAUCCCCUAUCCGUUCGGCAUCGGCCGGAACUGCUCGAUGGAGGGUUUCACACUCAACUGCACCUUCAGCAAAGGCACCCACAAGCCCUUCCUGAACCACAUCGAAUUCUUGAGCAUUUCCUUAUCAUUGGGCCUCGCCCGUGUUGCUGGCUAUGUGUCGAGCCAAUGCUACAAUGCCACGGCCAGCAAUGUGACAUACAACGACUGGGAGAUGAACCUUUGGGCGUCACCAUACCGGUUCUCUAGCACCCUCAACAAGUUUACGACCAUCGGCUGUAUGACGCUGGCCUACCUCAUAGAGAGCAACACGCCAAAUAGCAUGGCGAAUAGUAGCUAUUGGUCCGCGUGUGUAUCAAUGUGCAGGAGGAGGGACGACUUGAAAAAUGGCUCGUGCACGGGCAUCGGAUGCUGCCAGACUGCCAUCCCGAAGGGAAUGGUGCACUACCGAGUGUGGUUUGCGGAAAACUUCACCAGCACCAACACAUACAAUUUGAGCCGGUGCAACUACGCCGCGCUGGUGGAGGAACGCGCCUUCAAUUUCAGCACCUCCUACAUCACUACCGAUGAGCUGUACGGAGGAACGCUGCCGUUGGUGAUCAAUUGGGCCGUAAGAAACAAGACGUGCUGGGAAGCCCGGCGGAACAUGACUUCCUACGCAUGCGUAAGCGAGAACAGCACGUGCCUAGACUCCGCAGACGGGCCCGGCUAUCUCUGUAAUUGCUCCGAGGGUUAUCAAGGCAACCCUUAUCUACCCCACGGGUGCCGAGAUAUUGAUGAGUGUGCAAACAAGGAUGGGUCUCCAUGCUCUGGGGAUUGUCACAAUACACAAGGUGGAUACUGGUGCUCAUGCCCACGUGGUACACAUGGCGACCCUUAUAAGGGAACUUGCUACCCGAAACUUCCACCGGCAGCGAAGCUAGUUAUAGGCAUUUGCAUCAGCCUCCUUAUUAUUCUAAUUAUCAUGUUAUGUAUUCAUGUUAUAUUGGAAAGACGAAAGCUUAUAAAAGUUAAGGAGGAGAACUUCCAACAACAUGGAGGCUGGCUACUAUUGGAAGAAAUCAGAAAUAGACAAGGCCUUGCAUUUAAGAUGUUUACAGAAAAAGAGCUCGAACAGGCGACGAAUAAGUUUCACAAGAACAACAUCAUAGGGCAUGGAAGCUAUGGCACAGUAUAUAAGGGAAUUCUCAAAGACAAUCAUGUCGUAGCAAUAAAGAGAGCUAAAAUUAUUAAUGAGAGACAGAAGAAAGAAUUCGGAAAAGAGAUGCUUAUUCUUUCCCAGGUCAACCAUAGAAACAUAGUUAAGCUCCUCGGAUGUUGUUUAGAGGUGGAAGUUCCAAUGCUGGUGUAUGAAUAUAUUUCCAAUGGGAACCUAUUCCAGUUGAUUCAUGGCAACGGUCGUAGAAUCUAUAAAUCUUUGGAGACUCGUUUGAAAAUAGCUCUCGAGUCUGCGGAAGCACUUGCAUACUUGCAUUCGUCAGCGUCCCCUCCGAUAAUUCAUGGAGAUGUUAAGUCCGCAAACAUCCUUUUGGAUGAUCAUUUAAUGGCAAAGGUCUCUGAUUUCGGAGCUUCUAUGCUCGCUCCUAGGGAUGAAACACAGUUUGUCACAUUGGUGCAAGGGACUUGCGGUUAUUUAGACCCAGAAUACCUACAAACAUGCUUGUUGAUUGAUAAAAGCGAUGUUUAUAGUUUUGGAGUGGUUCUUUUGGAGCUCCUCACCGGUAAGAAAGCACUUCGUUUUGAAGGAACUGAAAGAGAGAUGAGCCUUUCAUCAUCCUUCUUAUCUGCUAUGAAGGAGGGUCGCUUCAGCGAACUUCUUGAUGAUCAGAUUAAGUAUAAUGAAGAUGUGGAAAGGAUUAAUGAAAUUGCUGUACUAGCAAAAGCUUGCUUAAAUGUCAAGGGGGAAGACAGACCCUCAAUGAAAGAAGUAGCAGAGGAGCUUGACAGACUCAAAAAAAUGAAGCAACAUACCUGGGAACAACAUAACCAUGCAGAGAUAGAAAGUUUGCUUGACAAUCUCUCAAGCUACCGUGAGGAAGAAAACACCGGUUUUUAUAGUUUAGAGAAGAAAGCUAUGCUAAGCAUAGAACCUGGACGUUGAUGCUAUAUAUAUA